Gadus morhua (Atlantic cod) is the source of this 5203-nucleotide messenger RNA. It is a transcript of the gene thsd7aa, whose product is annotated as thrombospondin, type I, domain containing 7Aa. The record is from RefSeq and is a predicted model, not a curated record. NCBI's taxonomy places the organism in Eukaryota, Metazoa, Chordata, Actinopteri, Gadiformes, Gadidae. Gene Ontology annotation, biological process: actin cytoskeleton organization. Gene Ontology annotation, cellular component: plasma membrane.
GUGUGAACGGGGAGAGGGAUUGAGUGCUAGUGUGCGCGUCUUCAGCGUGCAGAAAGAGAAAGCAGAAGUGGGUGCGCGCGCUUGCGAGCGUGCGUGAGGAUGAGGGAGCGAGAGCGCGAGAGGAGGGAGGCGCUGCUUCACGAGCUCAGGACGCAGAGGCAGAAGAGCAGCAGCCGGGGAGGAAUCUAUUGUCUGUCGGAGCGCGUCCCUCUCACUCUGUGACUGAGAAGGAGUAGGAGUAGGAGGAGGAGGAGGACAUCCGCGGAGUGGGACUGCAGCCGAUUCGUUCCCCUGGGGAUCAGUGGAUGUGGUACCAGGGACGGGAGGCUCGGAGCCGGAACCGUGCGCAGGAGGAGACCCGGACAAAAGCAGGAUAAGAACCCACACUUUCCGCCCCCCUCCCCUUGACGGGCAGAGCAGGAGCCUGCGUCCGCAGUGUGACCGCGUUUCUUCUGCUUGGUGUUCGUGCACUGUUGGAGAGGUUGUUGGUUCGGAUCUCCGGUGCUCCGUAUUGGAUCUACUCGCCGCCUCAGUAGCCAUGGGGCUGGCCGGCGGAGGGAAGGGGACGCCGGGUGUCUCUAGCGGGGCGCUCCCCCUUCUCUGGAGGUUCUGGCUGCUCCUGCUGGUCUCCGUGCUGGAGGUCGAGGCUCAGACCGCGGAGGACACGAAGCCCAUAUACAUCUGGCAGACAGGGCCGUGGGGCCGCUGCAUGGGCAGCGAGUGUGGCCCGGGGGGCAGCCAGAGCCGGGCGGUGUGGUGCGCCCACUCGGAGGGCUGGACCACCCUGCACACCAACUGCGAGCACGCCAGCCGGCCCCACAACCAGCAGGGCUGCUUCCGCGUGUGCGACUGGCACAAGGACAUGUACGACUGGCAGCUGGGCGCCUGGAACCGCUGCCUGCCGGUGGCCAUGCGCGGCAGCGCCGGCAUGCAGCGCUACGCGGCGGCGGCGGCGGCCGGCGUGUGCACCCGGGGCGAGGAGGGCCUCCAGACCCGCGAGGUGGCCUGCGUGCAGAAGGCCGACGCCGGGCCCGCCGAAGACGCCAUCUGCGAGUACUUUGAGCCCAAGCCGCGGCUGGAGCAGGCCUGCCUCAUCCCCUGCCCCCGGGACUGCGUGGUGUCCGAGUUCAGCGCCUGGACGUCCUGCUCCAAGACCUGUGGCACCGGUCUGCAGAACCGGAUCCGCUGGGUGCUGGCGCCGCCGCUGUUUGGCGGCGAGACCUGCCCCAACCUGACCGAGUUCCACACCUGCCAGCCGGGGCUCUGCGAGGGCGAGGAGAGCCUCCACAGUAUCAAGCUGGGCCCCUGGGGCCCCUGUGGCGUCCCUGUGCCACGCCAGGCGAGACAGGCCCCCAGAGAGGUAUCCAGGGAGGUGGAUUUGUCAGACAGAGGAGAAGCUGAUACACUAGACAGUGAUGCACCGACUAGGGAUGGAGGCACAGCAGGUAGAGAGACACCGUCCAGAGAAGGGGGUACACAGGACAGAGCUGAUCCAUCCAGUGAAGGGGGUACACAAGACAGAGCUAAUCCAUCCAAAGAAGGGGUUACACCAGACAGAGCCCAUCCAUCCAGGGAAGGGGGUACACCAGACAGAGCCCAUCCAUCCAGGGAAGGGGGUAUACCAGACAGAGCCCAUCCAUCCAGGGAAGGGGGUACACCAGACGGAGAUAAACCGUCCAGAGAAGGGGGUGUACCAGGUAGAGAGACACCGGGCAGGGAAAGGGGUGCGCCAGAAGGAGACAGACCGUCCAGAGAGAGAGAGCCAGCGGUGAGAGAGAAACCCUCCAGAGAAGGGGAGGCACCCGACAGAGCCAGUGACAAACCAUCCAGGGAGAGGGGCACAGCGGGUAGGGAGAAACCGUCAAGAGAAGGGGGUACCCCGACUGGAGACAAACCCUCCAGUGAAAGGGGUACACCAGGGAGAGGCCGGGACAAACCGUCCAGAGACAAAUCAUCCAGGGACAGUGACACAGUCGGUAGAGGUGGGGACAAAAUGGCCAGAGAUGGGGAGGCACCAGCCCUAGACAGCCCAGCCAGUGAAGGGGGUCCAGCAGACAAAACCAGAGACAACCCAGUCAGGGAAGGGGGUCCAGCAGACAAAACCAGAGACAACCCAGUUAGGGAAGGGGGUCCAGCAGACAAAACCAGAGACAACCCAGUCAGGGAAGGGGGUCCAGCAGACAAAACCAGAGACAACCCAAUCAGGGAAGGGGAACCAGGGGACAGAGGCAAAGACAGCCCAGCCAGGGAAGGUAAAAAGGCAGCCAAAGGCAACGACAAACCAAACCGAGAGGUGGACAAGUUAGCCAGGGCCAAUAGAAAACUAAGAAAGCUGAUCAGGAAGCAGGAGAGGGCUUCCAGACAGGUGGACCGGCCCAAACGACAGAAGAAGGCCAAGAACAAGGAGAAGAGAGAGAAGAUCAGGGAGAAGGCCCGCGAGCGGCUGCGCUCGGAGAAGGUUAAGGACCCGGAGACCCGGGAACUGCUCAAGAAGAAGCGCACCAAGAACCGCCAGAACCGGCCGGGGGGGAAAGGCUGGGACAUCCAGAUGGGGUACCGGACACGAGAAGUGAUGUGUGUUCACAAGAGCGGGGACACCGAGGCACUGAGCCUGUGCUCCCAGGAGGGGCUCCCGGUGACCUACCAGGCCUGCGUGGUGACCCGGGACUGCGAGGUGGGCGGCUGGUCCGAGUGGUCCCCCUGCUCCACGCGCUGCUACGAGCCCAACGGGCCCCGGGGCCAGCGCACGCGGGGCCGGCGCGUCACCCAGUUCACGGUGGGGCCGGGCGGCGCGGCGUGCCCCGAGCUGGAGGAGACGGAGGCCUGCAGCCCGGAGGACGGGGCCCCGCCCUGCACUGUGUACAGCUGGAAGGCCACCGAGUGGACCGAGUGCAGAGUGGACACGCUGCUCAGCCAGCAGGACCGUCGCCGCGCCAACCAGACGGGCCUGUGUGGAGGAGGCAUCCAGGGCCGCGAGGUGUACUGCGUGCAGGCCGGCGGCGACACGCCCUCCAACCUCAGCGCCCUCCGGGGCAGAGAAGCCCUGCGCCCCGUAGACAGUGAGCUGUGUCUGGGGAUCCCCCCCAACACCACCCAGCUGUGCCAGAUCGCCUGCCCCGUGGAGUGUGAGGUGUCGGCCUGGGGCGCCUGGGGACCCUGCACCUUCGAGAACUGUCAGGACCAGACAGCCAAGAAAGGGUUCAAGCUGAGGAAGAGGAGGAUAACCAAUGAGCCGACCGGAGGCACAGGGAACUGCCCCCAUCUGGUGGAGGCCAUCCCCUGUGAGGAGCCCAGCUGUUACGAUUGGCUGCUGGUGAAGCUGGAGGCGUGUCUUCCUGACAACGAUAAGGAGUGUGGCCCAGGAACCCAGAUCCCCCAGGUCCAGUGUGUCAACAGUGAUGGCGACUUUGUGGAGAGGCAGCUGUGCCGCGACGCCAUCCUCCCCAUGCCCGCCAUCUGUGAGGUGCCUUGCCCAAAGGACUGCGCCCUCAGCCCCUGGACGUCCUGGUCGCUGUGCUCCAACACCUGCUCUGGGAAGAACACGGAGGGCCGGCAGAUGAGGGCCCGCUCCAUCCUGGCCUACAACGCAGGAGAAGCCACUGCAAAGGUUGUGGCGUGGAUCACUGUGAUGCAGGGUUCCCCCUUGCUGUCCACGGUCCCGCUGAUCUUUGGGGGCAUCCAGUGUCCCAACGCCAGCUCCCUGCAGGAGGUGCGCAGCUGCAACGAGCACCCGUGCACCGUGUACCACUGGCAGACGGGGCCCUGGGGCCAGUGCAUCGAGGACGCCUCCAUCCCCACGGGCGCCGCCAACGGCAGCCGCGGCCGCGGCGGCGAGGACUCGGCCUGCUCCGUGGGCAUGCAGACGCGCAAGGUCAUCUGCGUCCGGGUCAACGUGGGCCAGGUGCCCCCCAAAAAGUGUCCGGAGAGCCUGCGCCCGGACACGGUGAGGCCCUGCCUGCUGCCCUGCCGGCGGGACUGCGUGGUCACGCCCUACAGCGACUGGAGCCCCUGUCCGUCCACCUGCCAAGCAGGAGGGAAGACCAAGAAGAAGCAGAGCAGGAGACGUCUCAUCGUCCAGCUGCCGGCCAACGGGGGGCAGGACUGCCCCGAUCUGCUCAGCCAGGAGAGGGACUGCGAGGGCCCGUCCGUCUGUCAGGGCUAUCGGUGGAAGACUCACAAGUGGCGGCGGUGCCAACUGGUGCCCUGGUCGGUGCGGCAGGACAGUCCCGGGAUGCAGGAGACCUGCGGGGCGGGCCUGCAGGCUAGAGCCGUGUCAUGUCGUAAACAAGAUGGCGGCCAGGCGGACAUCGAGGAGUGUCUGAAGCUGGCCAGCCCCAUGCCGGAGCUCACCCAGCCCUGUCAGAACCCCUGCCAGGAGGACUGCCAGCUCACCGCCUGGUCCAAGUUCUCCGCCUGCACCGCCGACUGCGUGGGGGUCCGCACGCGCAAGAGGCUGCUCGUCGGGAAGAGCAAGAAGCGGGAGCAGUGCAAGAUCAACCAGCUGUACCCGCUGACGGAGACCCAGUACUGCCCCUGCAACAAGUACAACGCCCAGCCCGUGGGCAACUGGUCGGACUGCAUCCUGCCGGAGGGGGGCCGCGCCGAGGGGCCGCUGGGCCUGAAGGUCCAGGGGGACGUCAAGGAGUGCGGCCAGGGCUACCGCUACCAGGCCAUGGUGUGCUACGACCAGGACAACCGGCUGGUGGAGACCACGCGCUGCAACAGCCACGGCUACAUCGAGGAGGCCUGCAUCAUCGCCUGCCCCUCGGACUGUAAGCUGAGCGAGUGGUCCAACUGGUCGCGCUGCAGCAAGUCUUGCGGCAGCGGGGUCAAAGUUCGCUCCAAGUGGCUGAGGGAGAAGCCUUACAACGGGGGUCGGCCGUGCCCCAAGCUGGACCACGUGAACCAGGCUCAGGUCUACGAGGUGGUGCCCUGUCUGAGCGACUGUGGUCAGUACGUGUGGCAGGCCGAGCCCUGGAGCGUCUGGAAGGUCAGCAACGUGGACCUGAAGGAGAACUGUGGCGAAGGCGUGCAGACCAGAAAAGUCAGGUGUAUGCUGAACACCAUCGAUGGGCCGUCCGACCAGGUGGAGGAUUACCUGUGUGACCCGGAGGAGAUGUCCCUGGGGGCUCGAGACAGCCGCCUGCCCUGCCCUGAGGACUGCGUCCUGUCCGACUGGGGCCGCUGGAGCGCCUGCCAACUG